CAUUUUAACAGAGACAACAGGGAGGCUCUUCAGUAUUUGAAGAAUUUCAGGCCUCAAAAUGAGGAGGCAACUCACAUCAGAGUCCUGCUGUACGGCCCAGUCGGUGCGGGGAAGUCCAGCUUGAUCAACUCCGUCAACAACGUCCUGCAGGGCAGAAUGACCCAUGAAGCUCUGGCCAGUUCCACAAACUCUGGUCAAACUUUCACCAAGAUUUACAAAACCUAUAAAAUCAAGAAAGAAGGCAGAGGGAACUUUUAUCCGUUCGUGUUCAAUGACAUCAUGGGUCUGGAGGACGGAGAUGGAAGAGGAGUCAGAACAGACGACAUCAAACUGGCCUUGAAGGGACAUGUGAAGGAUGAAUAUAAGUUCAAUCCUGUAUCUCCUCUUUCUGAUGGUGAUCCUGGCUACAUCUCUUCUCCGUCCAUCAGUGACAGAGUUCAUGUUCUGGUCUGCAUCUAUGACGCUAAUGCACCAGAAAUGAAGCAGGAUGUUUUAAAGAAGAUGAAGGAAAUCAGAGAAGCAGCCAGUGAUCUGGGAAUCCCUCAGCUUGCGAUUCUCAGCCACGUUGAUGAAGUCUGUCGUGACACAGAAAGAAAUCUGAAAAAUGUCUACAAGAGCAAACAUUUAAAGAAAAAGAUGGGUGACUUCAGCUCCAGCCUGGGGAUCCCAAUGAACUGCAUCCUCCCAGUGAAGAACUACAGUCAUGAAACU
Poecilia latipinna (sailfin molly) is the source of this 711-nucleotide messenger RNA. RefSeq names its product interferon-induced protein 44-like. The record is from RefSeq and is a predicted model, not a curated record. Gene Ontology annotation, biological process: immune response. The annotation marks the transcript as partial. The transcript has 5 exons. NCBI's taxonomy places the organism in Eukaryota, Metazoa, Chordata, Actinopteri, Cyprinodontiformes, Poeciliidae.